AUGGGAGAAAAGAAUAAAAAAACGGUGCAUGAAUCAACAAAGGAAGGUGUAAAGAAUGAAUCCGUUGACAGCUCGAUUGUCGAGCUUGACCAAUACAUAGAUGAGCGAAUCGUUCUUAACGUGGGUGGUAUUAAGUAUGAAACUUAUCGUUCUACAUUAACGGCCUAUCCAAAGACCCUCUUGGGUACAAUGUUUCAUCCACGUAAUCGAGCAAUGUUACAUCCAACGAAUGGUAAUGAAUAUUUUAUUGAUCGAAACGGAUACAUUUUUCAUUAUAUCAUGGAAUAUUAUCGUACCGGCAACAUCGUUUGGCGUCCUUCUUUUGAAUUACCUAUUGGGAAUACUGCUUCGUUAAAAAGUUCGAAUUCUUCCACAACGACUGUUUCUUCUACUAGUUCAGGUUCUAAUAACAACAACAAUACUAGUAGUAGUACGCAUACCGAUUUAAACAAUGCUACCGUGCCUACUGGAGCUGCAAUGGCAGCUUUAUCUUUGACAACGAACGGAAUUUUGCCGUCUACCUCUAAUGGUAUUAAUGGAUCCAAUAACGGAAUCUCUUCAAAAGGAGUUAUAAUAAAUAGUGCCUUUACUAAUAACAACAACAUUUCAACUCCUCCGACAUCCCCCACGACACCUAAUAAUAAUAAACCUACCAAUUCAAAUAAUCAAAAUCACGUGUUACUUCGUCAUUGUUGUUCCCGUUCUAAUUCCAAGUCGACUCCUCCAAUAUUCCCUCCUUAUGUUUCUUUACCUGAAUUAGAACAAGAAUUUUCUUAUUUCGCCAUCCCAUUUACUUCUCCCUUGCCAAUAGCGCAAGAAGCUGGUGGUGCUUUGUUAGAUGAAUUUGCUUAUUCUAUCGAAGACUUGUUGUGUACCGCCAUCGCAAAAUUGAUUGAUCGUAUUUCGAUCACUUUCUUUCGCGAUGGUUCCCUUUUGGAAUGCAUUUUGAUAAAACCACAAUUAUGUUCAAGCUGUUCGGCUUCAGGUGCACUAAAUUGUCCCGGAUGUAAUAGACGUAAUAAUUACGGUGGUAAUGGCGCUAAAUUGAUUGAAUUUAGUUUAAAUGGUUAUUGUAUUGUUAAUCAUUUUUAUGAAGAUAUUAAAAAAUAUUUAGAAAAAGUAUUUCCUAAUAUGAUUUUUAAAUUGGAAUUUGGUAAUAAUUAUAAAUCGAUUACCAUGUCUAUGUCGGGCCUAUUCACCCGAAAUGCGAUUCAAAAAUAUUCUAAAAUUG
Molecule: messenger RNA, 1231 nt
Organism: Funneliformis caledonium
Lineage: Eukaryota; Fungi; Glomeromycota; Glomeromycetes; Glomerales; Glomeraceae
Source: the annotation of a GenBank genome assembly